Messenger RNA from Clonostachys byssicola, 600 nucleotides. The record is from the annotation of a GenBank genome assembly. NCBI's taxonomy places the organism in Eukaryota, Fungi, Ascomycota, Sordariomycetes, Hypocreales, Bionectriaceae.
AUGUCGCUUCCGCAGCAGAAGAGCAUCGCUGUUGUCCACACACAUGUCUGGAAUAUGGACGGUCUCAUGACGGCUCCCGGCCCAACAGUUAAGAGGCGGAGCAGCCGGAGAAAGCGGUGUGCAGAUUGCAGAGCUGGAGAGUCCGCCCUCAGCGGAUCUUGCGUUCUUCAUACCCCAAAUCACCUUGCCAAAAGGGAAGAAACUCCUGAAAUGAAUUGGAGGCAUCUACACCUUCUCCGCCAGGAAGAUUUCCAGACUUCCCCAUCAACCAGUUCUGAAGGAUCCAGUCCUUCCGAGGCUUCGUUAGCGUGCGAAGAGAUGAAGUUAAAGACAAGAUUUUUAUUUGCCGGUAUUCGAACGACAGAGGGCGAGCUGGAAUCUAUCCUGGACGAUUUAUCUGGCAGCCUCGACAAAGCGGAAAGGCCGGAACCAUCCCCAUUGGUUGGCAGCUAUUCAAAUAAAAAGCGAAGGGGCGAAGAAGUUAAGCAAGAAUACACGGAGGAGGCAUAUCGAGGGUUUGAGACUUGGAUAAUGGGCUCAUACGAGCAAAUGUUUUGCUUCGCCCGGGGCGAUUGCUCUGGGUCGCAAAUAUGCGAUUGA